UCCCAUGGUUUAAGUCGGGGUCUGUAUGGAAGUACUAAGAGCCAGGUCCGUGGAAGACACGUGUACUUUCCGUCAAUCAGCAAUGCUUUUUCACGGAAUCUCUGGGGGAGAGAUCCAGGGAAUCAUGGAGGAAAUGGAAAGGAGAUCCAAGUCGGAGUCCCGUCUGGCUAAAGGAGUCCAGAUGAACGGAAGAGAAGCGACCAUGCCUUCUAUUAAUUCGGAUAAACCUGCCUUGUGCGCCGGCUGCGGUGGUAAAAUAGCUGAUAGGUAUUACCUGCUGGCUGUAGACAAACAGUGGCAUCUAAGAUGUCUAAAGUGCUGUGAAUGUAAACUCGCUCUGGAGUCGGAAUUAACUUGCUUCGCCAAGGACGGCAGCAUUUACUGCAAGGAGGAUUACUACAGGAGAUUUUCUGUGCAACGCUGUUCCCGCUGCCACCUCGGAAUAUCUGCCUCUGAAAUGGUUAUGCGAGCCAGGGACUCAGUUUAUCAUUUGAGUUGUUUCACGUGUACAACUUGCAACAAAACAUUAACCACAGGCGAUCACUUUGGCAUGAAAGAUAAUUUGGUUUACUGCAGAGUUCACUUCGAGUCCCUGGUGCAAGGAGACUAUCACACGCAAUUGAACUACACGGAGCUUGCUGCAAAGAGCGGGGGGCUCGGUUUGCCUUACUUCAACGGAACCGGCACCGUUCAGAAAGGACGGCCCAGGAAAAGAAAGAGUCCUGCCCUAGGAGUUGAUAUCCCAACUUAUAACCAAGGGUGCAACGAAAACGACGCUGACCAUUUGGACAGGGAACAGCAAUCGUACCCACCAACCCAGAAAACCAAGCGCAUGCGCACAUCCUUCAAACACCACCAGCUUCGCACCAUGAAGUCCUAUUUCGCCAUAAAUCACAACCCUGAUGCGAAAGAUUUAAAGCAACUUGCUCAGAAAACUGGGCUCACCAAAAGAGUUUUGCAGGUUUGGUUUCAAAACGCAAGAGCCAAAUUCAGAAGGAACCUUUUGCGACAGGAGAAUGGGGGUGUUGAUAAACCUGACGGCACUGCACUGCCCGCCCCGCCCCCAGCAGACAGGUCCGGCGCCGCUCUAAGUCCAAGCAGCACUUCGACCACUUUAACAGACUUGACCAAUCCCACUCUGUCAGUAGUGACGUCUGUGACCACUAACCUGGACGUGCACGAAUCCGGGAGUCCGUCACAAACUACCUUAACGAACCUUUUCUAA
Molecule: messenger RNA, 1225 nt
Organism: Hypanus sabinus (Atlantic stingray)
Lineage: Eukaryota; Metazoa; Chordata; Chondrichthyes; Myliobatiformes; Dasyatidae
Gene: lhx9
Product: LIM homeobox 9
Exons: 5
Coding region: 26-1225 (399 amino acids)
Biological process (GO): regulation of transcription by RNA polymerase II; neuron differentiation
Cellular component (GO): nucleus
Molecular function (GO): DNA-binding transcription factor activity, RNA polymerase II-specific; RNA polymerase II transcription regulatory region sequence-specific DNA binding
Source: RefSeq, a predicted model, not a curated record